Molecule: messenger RNA, 2970 nt
Organism: Aegilops tauschii subsp. strangulata
Lineage: Eukaryota; Viridiplantae; Streptophyta; Magnoliopsida; Poales; Poaceae
Product: ATP-dependent zinc metalloprotease FTSH 3, mitochondrial
Biological process (GO): mitochondrial protein processing
Cellular component (GO): m-AAA complex; chloroplast thylakoid membrane
Molecular function (GO): ATP hydrolysis activity; ATP binding; metalloendopeptidase activity
Source: RefSeq, a predicted model, not a curated record
CAAAUCAAACCGUCGUCUCGUCUCGCCACUCCGUCAUUCUCGUCAGCUCUCACGCGGACCGCACCGACCCGCGAGAGAAAAGGAGAAAAGAGGAAGAAGAAUCGGCCGUUCGAUCGCGGGCCGAAACCCUAGGCCGCAGCCCCCCCUCCUCAUGCCCUCCCCGCCGCCGCCAUGAGCCUCUCCGCCCUCUCCCGCGCGCUCGCGCGCUCCUCCCGGUCGCGCCAGGGUUAUCUGCUCGGGGGCCAUGGCGUGCUCCGCGCACCGCUGCCUUCGCCUUCGCCGCCGCCGUCGCCGCUGCUGCCCGGCGGUGAGGGCGCCGGGCUGCGGCUCGUGCGUCGCUACCUGACGUCCGCUCUGGGGAGCCGGGCUUCCUCGGCCAAUGCGGCCGGGAAGGUCCGAGACGGGAGGUCCCUGCUCGCCAACUCGCAGUCCCGGCGGCUGUUGUCCGACCAGUCGAAAAAGAAUUUCCCCAAGGAGAAGGAGGUGCCGCAAGGGGAUGGGAGCAACAAGUCUGAAUCGAAGAAGGAAUCCAAUUCAGGUGGUCAGCCAAAUGUCCAGGAGAAACUUCUGAAGCUAUUCCAGGACUCUAUUGGUCCUGUAUUCCUUCUUGGCCUAUUACUAGCAACAUUAUCGGGUUCAUCAGAGAAGGAGAUAAGCUUUCAAGAAUUUAAGAACAAGCUUUUAGAACCUGGGUUAGUUGACCGGAUCGUUGUUAUAAACAAGACAGUUGCAAAAGUUCAUGUCAGAAGUUCACCCUCAACCAAGCAAAACCAGCAUAGUGAUACAAGUAUUACUACCAGUCAUCUUCCUGGUCAAGAGGCUCCUAGCAAAUACAAGUAUUACUUUAAUAUUGGAAGUGUUGAUUCUUUCGAAGAGAAGUUAGAAGAGGCUCAGGAAGCAUUGGGGAUAGAUCGACAUGAUUACAUCCCUGUAAUUUAUGCUGAUAAGAUAAGCUGGUUCCAGGAAAUCAUGAAGUUUGCUCCGACACUUUUCAUUGUUGGCUUGCUAUAUGUGGUGGGGAGAAAGAUGUCGAUUAGUAUUGGUAGUGGUUCUGGGCAAGGAGGCCGUAGUAUUUUCAGCAUUGGAAAAGCUCAAGUGACAAAGAUGGAUAAAAACUCCAAAAACAAGGUUUUCUUUAAGGAUGUAGCUGGUUGUGAUGAAGCUAAACAAGAAAUCAUGGAAUUUGUUCAUUUCCUGAAAAACCCUGACAAAUAUGAAGCGCUGGGAGCUAAAAUACCGAAGGGUGCUCUUCUUUGUGGCCCCCCUGGCACAGGGAAGACUCUCCUUGCUAAAGCUACUGCUGGAGAGUCUGGUGUACCUUUCUUGUCUAUAUCUGGUUCAGACUUCUUGGAAAUGUUUGUUGGUGUUGGACCAUCCAGGGUGAGAAGCUUAUUUCAAGAAGCUCGGGAAUGUGCACCUAGUAUUGUAUUUAUUGAUGAAAUUGAUGCAAUUGGUCGUGCAAGAGGCCGUGGAGGGUAUUCUGGUGGGAACAGUGAGCGUGAGAAUACGUUGAAUCAGUUGCUUGUAGAGAUGGAUGGGUUUGGAACAACAGCUGGGGUAGUUGUACUUGCGGGCACAAAUAGACCUGACAUCCUGGAUAAAGCUUUGCUAAGACCAGGAAGAUUUGAUCGUCAGAUAAGUAUUGAUAGGCCAGACAUAAAUGGCCGUGAACAAAUAUUCCGCAUCUACCUUGCAAAGCUAAAACUGGAUAAGGAGCCGUCGUUCUAUUCGCAAAGAUUAGCUGCGUUGACACCUGGAUUUGCUGGAGCAGAUAUUGCCAAUAUCUGUAACGAGGCUGCUCUAAUUACUGCAAGAAGAGAUGAGAAGCUGAUUACAAUGCAGCAUUUUGAGUCUGCAAUUGAUAGGGUAAUUGGAGGCUUGGAGAAGAAAAAUACGGUCAUUAGCAAACUGGAGCGUCGAACCGUUGCUUACCAUGAAUCUGGUCAUGCUGUUGCUGGAUGGUUUUUGGAGCAUGCAGAGCCACUCCUUAAAGUUACAAUUGUACCUCGUGGAACAGCUGCUUUAGGCUUUGCCCAGUACGUACCAAGUGAGAAUCUUUUGAUGACAAAAGAACAGUUUUUUGACAGGACAUGCAUGACCCUAGGUGGCCGAGCCGCUGAGGAGGUUUUGAUUGGGAAGAUCUCGACUGGUGCUCAGAAUGAUCUGGAGAAAGUUACUAAAAUGACUUACGAGCAGGUUGCAGUAUAUGGCUUCAGUGAAAAGGUUGGGCUCCUAUCUUUCCCUCAAAGGUAUGAUGGUUUUGGAAUGGACAAGCCAUAUAGCGGGCAGACAGCAUCCAUGAUUGACACUGAGGUGAGGGAAUUGGUUGCCAAGGCCUACAACACCACUACUGAGCUGAUAAGGAAGCACAAGGACAAAGUUGCCCAAGUUGCAGAGCUGUUGCUUGAGAAGGAGGUCCUCCAUCAGGAUGAUCUGGUCCGGGUUCUAGGGGAGCGCCCAUUCAAGACAGCCGAGCCAACAAAUUAUGAUCGCUUCAAACAAGGUUUCAUGGAUUCGGAGGACAGUAAGAGUGCUGAAGUCGACCCAUCAUCAUCCGUUGGCGAGGCAGUGCCAACCUAACUUGGGCAAUACCAUAUCUGCGUUGCACAUAAAGAUUUCGUAACUCUAUUUGGCAUGGCAAGCUGUAUAAAUGAAUGCCUCUGUCAAGCCCUAGAACUCCUAUUUUGCUAAUCAAGACGGCGUCGACUCUCCGUAGGUGAUCCUGUAGACUGUAGUCAUAAUCUAUUCGCUGCUUACCCUGCAAUUGGCACCACAAAAUGCCAUGAGAUUUUUCCUUGAAUCCUGUUACCCAGCUCUGCUGAUGAAAAACCGGUGAUUCGGUGGCACUGUGAGCUAGCCAGAAUGUUUUGCCCUGUUUGUUUCCCCCUGUAGUUUCGCUUCUUGCAUGACAAUGGCAAUUUGUUGGAGCAAUGAAUCAAGCAAAUCACUAACCGGUGUUUCUUUCGUGAA